AUGUUCAGGACAAUGUACAAAGGCACAUUGCCUCCAAUCAAAGACCCAGGUUCAAAGAGAGAACGAGAAGACGAUGACAAUAACAACGAUAAUAGUGAGCAUAGGGAUGCACUUAUCAAUGAUGAUGAUUCAGUGAUUGAGACUGCACUUUGGAGUGACUAUUUCGAUUCAAGAACAGAUGUCAAUGUGGAGGGAAGAGGCACAUUCAGAGUAUAUGAGUGUAAUACUAAUGUUGUGAACGAUGGCCAUCUGGUUGUGUUUGUUCAUGGAGGCGGACACACAUCAUUAUCAUGGGCAUUGGCUGCAGACUUGAUGAAGAAGCAUAUGAACCCGCAGUCACAGUUUCGUCUGAUGGCCUAUGAUGCACGAGCACAUGGAGAGACCAAAGCCAUCAACAAUGAAGACCUGUCCAUUGGAGCAUUGGUCGACGAUCUAGUCACACUUAUCAAUCAAUACGCUGCAGGCAUCACAGCAAAUGCAGGUGGCGGUUCACCUCUAAAAGUGGUGCUCGUUGGACAUAGCAUGGGUGGUGCGGUGGUAGUCCGCGCCUCAAAGAGUGGACGUGUACUCAAUCAAUGUGCUGUUGUGGUGAUUGAUGUAGUCGAGGGCACAGCCAUGUCAGCGCUGCCCGCCAUGCGAUCGAUACUUGCAAGACGACCUGCACACUUCAAAUCAGAAAGCGACGCCAUCAAGUGGAGCAUCAAGAGUGACAACCUACGCAACAUAGAGAGUGCACGAGUUAGCAUACCAUCACAGAUACGACAGAGUGGUGACAAAUACGUAUGGAUCACCGAUCUGGCUCCGACUGAGCGAUUCUGGAGCGAAUGGUUCCAGGGACUGUCCAAGGAAUUCCUUGAAAGUCGCGUAGCCAAGUUAUUGAUCCUUGCUGGAUCUGAUCGAUUGGAUAAAGAGAUGACCAUAGGUCAAAUGAUGGGCAAGUUCCAACUGGCACUGUUCCCGACCUGCGGGCAUGUUAUCCAAGAAGACAAUCCAAAGGCGACUGCCGACACAUUGUUGGAGUUCCUAAAGAGA
Messenger RNA from Acytostelium subglobosum LB1, 1032 nucleotides. RefSeq lists its product as hypothetical. The annotation marks the transcript as partial. Lineage: Eukaryota; Evosea; Eumycetozoa; Acytosteliales; Acytosteliaceae. Gene Ontology annotation, molecular function: protein methylesterase activity. The transcript is spliced from 3 exons. The record is from RefSeq and is a predicted model, not a curated record. Gene Ontology annotation, biological process: protein demethylation.